AUGAGAGCUUUUAGGAAAAGUGUUCAUUCCAGUGUAGAAGCGCGACUUAUAAAGGGCAAGUUUCCUUCUAAUCUACCUGAAAAUGUUUCCAAAUAUUGUGAAAGUCUAAAAUAUAUCUUGGAUGAUUUAAAGUCUUCUGCAGUAGAAACUAACUGCUUCCAUCCUCAGCUUUUGUAUCGCGGGAGGUUUGAUAGUAUAGUGUUUUCAAAAGAUAUAAACGAACCUAUUUUGACUGAAUGGAAAACAGUACACGAAUCCAAAAGAAUAUUGACUAUUGAGCAGGCUUAUGAUAGUCCAUUACAAGUUGCCGCGUAUAUUGGAGCUUAUAACUUUACUCGUUAUCCUGAAUCUUUGCCUGUCAAAAAGGAAUGCUAG
Messenger RNA from Schistosoma mattheei, 375 nucleotides. The record is from the annotation of a GenBank genome assembly. Lineage: Eukaryota; Metazoa; Platyhelminthes; Trematoda; Strigeidida; Schistosomatidae.